Messenger RNA from Cladophialophora immunda, 1727 nucleotides. RefSeq lists its product as uncharacterized. The transcript has a single exon. Gene Ontology annotation, biological process: mRNA splicing, via spliceosome. Lineage: Eukaryota; Fungi; Ascomycota; Eurotiomycetes; Chaetothyriales; Herpotrichiellaceae. Gene Ontology annotation, cellular component: U4/U6 x U5 tri-snRNP complex; spliceosomal complex. The coding region runs from base 98 to 754 and encodes 218 amino acids. Gene Ontology annotation, molecular function: zinc ion binding; nucleic acid binding. The record is from RefSeq and is a predicted model, not a curated record.
CCCUUUUCCUGGCCUUCAAACUGCCCGCUUUCUUUCAACCACACGAUAUCUGCACCUCCCGCAGGCAUCUCCUUUCGUUAAUCGAAGGUGCACCAUUAUGGCCGAACGCAAGUCCGCGUACGGCACCGCCGCAGCCUCCGAUACCGACUUCCGCCGCACCUGGGACCGCGCCGAAUACGAAGCAAAGGCCAAAAAGGAACAAGAAGAACGUCGCGAGGAAGCCAAAGCGCGCUAUGAAGCUAAACUCGAAGGGAAAAAAUGGCACAAACCCGUGGACUUCUCGUCCUUGGACUCUACGACUGCGCGUGGCUCAAGAUUGGACGUGGCGAGCAUGGUCGGAAAGAGUACCAUUGUCCCGGCCGGUGCGGGAAUCGGCAAGAGAGGGAAGGGCGCAGGGUUUUACUGCGAAGCCUGUGACCUGACAUACAAGGAUAAUGUGCAGUACAUUGAACAUUUGAAUUCGAAGCAGCACCUGAUCAACACGGGCCAGUCGGGGCAGGUGAAAAGAGCAACGUUGCAGGAUGUGCGGGAAAGGUUAGAAAUGCUCAAGGCACGGAAGAGACAGCAGGAGGAAGAGGCGAAGAUGUUGGGCGAGGUCGAUAUCCAGGCGAGGAUCAAAAGGGCUGAAGAGAUCGACGCGGCGGAGAGAGAAGAGAAGAGAAGAAAGAGAAACGAAAAGAGGAGAGCGGCCAAGGAAGAGAAGGGUGUCAAGAAAGAGGAUGAGUGGGAGGGGCGACUGGGGAUCAUCUCUUGACUUGGAUGGAAUGGAAGCAUUCAUCAGAUGCCAUUUUCACGACAAACCAGACCUCGCCACGAUUGUAACGCGGAGCAAGUGCUUCCUCGACGACUUCUCGACUUGCUCAACGCCUCACCUUCGAUGGUACCAUCAACAGCCUGCUUCGAGCCAGCUAUGUACAAACGGAUGGAGCUGUUAGCAAAGAUUCGGUCUCGUCUUUGAUGCGGUCCCCGAGUUGGUCCCGACAUGACAGGAUGGUUGUUUGAUCAACCGACUGUCCGCUUACCCACAAUUGCAUGCACCUCCUUAUAUUGAGAUCGGGAUACAACAUGAUUCCGACCAGCGGUGUUUCUGCGAGAGGACCAUUUCACACCAGCGGUGAACGGUUCGAGGUAGCUAGCUCUAUGAUGGCCAUUCCAGGUCUGGUAGAGGGAUUUAUCCUUCCAAAAUGCCAGAAAAGACAUUGAAGGACUGGCACAACGGAGCACAAUACAGGCCACUGCGCGAACCGUACAUUGGCGUCAAGAUCACCAUUGCUCGAGGCUACGACUAACGAGAAAUCUCGUGCCCACUCGAUCUACCGAACGACAACGCUGCCAGAUUUACAGCCAGGUCUUCCAAUGAGAUAUACCCUCUCGUCACGAAACUCUGGAUCAAGGUCGUGAAGACUGAAGGUCUCUUGUUGCAAACGUUUCGGUAGCAUGUGCUGGACUGUAGCCUCGCGGGGGAAGCCCAAGUCCGACAUGCUGACGUCAUUGGCUGGAUGUUGGAUCCAUGGAUCGAUGCAGCCUCGUCGAUCCCAACAAACGACAUCUCUACAAACACCAAGCAACACUGAUGAGAGACAUAUCCAACAAUCUCCAUAGCAGAAUCCCCAAGUCGACAGGGACGCACACUGUAGAAUGGCAGCCUCCCAAGUGGCCAGCACAAAGAGGAGACUGUCAAAGCGCUUGGCAGCAUCACCGGCAUCGCCAUCCACGAGUGACGCACA